Durusdinium trenchii is the source of this 426-nucleotide messenger RNA. The record is from the annotation of a GenBank genome assembly. NCBI's taxonomy places the organism in Eukaryota, Dinophyceae, Suessiales, Symbiodiniaceae.
GAGUUCAAUCGAAGGCAGUUCCUGGUCAAAUGGUGCGUUGUCAGUGGCCAAAUGGCCGGAUUCCACGCUUGCUCCUCAGCCGACUGCUGCAACGGAGCAAGUUCUGUAGACUAUUAUGGCUUGAAGGUCAAACGUGAGCGCGUCUUCAUUUUGGCGCGCAAAGAAGACCGGGCGUGCACCCUGUUUGAGGCUGGCUACUUGCGCUUCACAUUUCGCUUUCAUACUCAUUGCGUUCUGCCUUCUCAUUUGCAGUUCUGGCAGGGCAUCGAUGUCAUGUCCUCCGCAGAGAUUGAGGCCGAGGCCCAUAAGUGCCAUCAUUUCCGUGCCAAGCCACGUUUGUCAACGUGGCUGACCAAUGAUCGACGUCCUGAUGACGUUAGCCGUCUGCGGGCUUGCGGCAACAUCGUCAUCCCUCAGAUGGCCCAG